AACCAUAUAAUCAGAUAGCGUACCCACCUCACUCAACCACCCUUUUUCUUUGUUCUAACUCCGUUACUUUCUGCCGUCCCGUGGAACACGGUAGUCGCCCUGUCCUCAUAAACGGUGUCAGCGUCUGAAUCGGAAGAGAUUAGGUCACCCAAGAGAUCGGCACCAUGGGCGGAGACGGAGCCACGGCCAACGCGGAGGCGCAGUACACCACCGCCAAGACCUCCGUCUGGUGGGACAUCGAGAACUGCCACGUCCCAAAGGGUUCUGAUCCCCACGCCAUCGCGCAGAACAUCAGUUCCGCCCUCGUUCGCAUGAACUACUGCGGCCCCGUCUCCGUCUCCGCCUACGGCGACACCACGCGCAUCCCAGCGUCUGUACAGCACGCGCUCUCCAGCACCGGAAUCUCCCUCAACCACGUCCCCGCCGGCGUGAAAGAUGCAAGUGAUAAGAAGAUUCUUGUAGAUAUGCUGUUCUGGGCAGUGGACAAUCCUGCACCUGCUAAUUAUUUAUUAAUUUCCGGUGACCGAGACUUUUCGAAUGCGCUCCAUCAACUUCGGAUGAGGAGAUAUAAUAUUCUUCUUGCGCAACCUCAGAAAGCAUCUGCACCCCUAGUUGCUGCUGCCAAGAGUGUAUGGCUUUGGACUACCCUCUUAGCUGGAGGACCUCCUCUGUCUAAUGGUGAAUCGCAACAACUUGGUAAUGGUAACCUUAGCCAUGUAUCAUCUUCUGACUCCUUACAAAUACCAGUUACAAGUGCUGUUCUGAUACAGCAACAGGUGGAUUCCUAUUCAGAAGUUCAUGUAGGAAAUUCAAAAUCAAAUGGAGGAAGGGGGGUUGAUUCGAGAUAUCAGGGGAAAACAAAUUGGAGAAACCCGGGUCAAACAAAUGGACCCAGAUCCAUGAAUCCACCACCAGUUGGACCUCAAGAUAAUCGCAAUCGUAAUAAUAUAAACUCUUAUCGACCUGGUAACUUUAAUCCUAAUGUUCCGCAUAGUGGAUCUGCUACAAAUUAUGUUCAUGGAAAUACUACUGAUCAGUUAUGGAGCAAUAACAGUAAUCUACAGGGCGGCAAUCAUCAAAUUCCUUAUUCACAGCCAUUAAGACCAAACAACUUCCCAUUGCAACCUCCUUUUGCACCUAGUAAUUCUUAUACUCCAAAUUCCCAUACAUUUGCAACUUCAAUGAUGCCACCUAGAACUGGUGGUCCCAAUUUCACUACAGGGCCACAUACCAAUGUGCCAGAUAUUGGUAAUCUGAACAUUUCUGGAUAUCCUAAUACUGCUCAUAACCCUCCUAUUGUUCCACAACGGAGUGGAGAGUUGAAACACAAUCCUAGUAGUAAUGCACCUCAUCUUUUAAGAUCAAUUGAUGAAAAAAAUGGACAUAUGGUACAUAACAGUGGCACACAACAAUUACACCAAGGUUAUCAGCAUGGCCCAGAUUAUCAACAUACACCAUUAGCAGCAAUGGGUAAUAAUAACUCUCCUGGUAAUGGCAUGUGGGGUUCUCCAGGAUGUCCUAAACCUUCUGAAUAUGUACAAGGCCUAAUAGGGGUUGUUUUACUUGCCUUGAACUCGCUAAAAAAUGCAAAGAUGAUGCCAACUGAGGCAAAUAUAACUGAUUGCAUCCGGUAUGGAGAUCCCAAGCACCGCAACACUGAUGUUAAGAAGGCUCUUGAGAGUGCUAUUGAGCAGCAGAUGGUGGUGAAACAGAAUUUAGGAGCUUUGCCACUUUAUGUUGGUAAGAAUGAUAAACUUUGGAAGUGUGUAAAUCCUUUAGGUGGUAAUCCUAAGCAGCACUCAAAAGAAACAUGGGAAGAAAUUGAAAAGUUUUUAACAACUCCUGCUGGAAGAUCAGCAUUAAUGGCUACACAGUGCAAGUAUGAAGCAGGUAUUGUUAUAAAGAAUAUGUGCUUUAAAGAUCUUGCUUUGGGUGAUGUCCUUCAAAUUUUAAACAUGUUAGUUACCCAUAAAAAAUGGAUUGUGCAUCAUCAGUCUGGUUGGCAACCACUUAACAUUACACUUCCUGAGACAAACCCUGGUUCAGGGGUUGUAGCUGGCGCAUAACUGGAUCCUGAUUAAGGUAAUGGAAAGGCACCCAGAUAAAACUCACUGAAGUUGAUGAAUAUAGUAUGAGCCAGUUGAACUAGGAAUUUGUUGAAUAAUCUUCUGUUUCUCGUCUGAAUCAAAAGGUAGGUAGUAAUGGUGAACUGUAGUACAAUAAGCAUCUCGAGAGUUUAUGGUUAUUGUUACAGCCUUCAGUUGGUUUUGAGGGAGAAAUGAAGGCAGCAUUUGAGUUUUGUUUGAAUAUACCAAACUGUAGGUUGCUGAGGGUUCCUAUUAUGGUCUGCUAUGCAUCACAGUGGAUCUAUCUUGGAAUUAGUAAUCCUUCCUGUGUCCUGAGCUUCUACACAUUUAUCCUCCUAAAGUUUUAUAUUUUGCUUGGAGGUUGCCUUAUUAGACUGAAAUCUUGGGACCCAUUUAUUGAUAUAUUCUAAAUAGUGUCCGGGAUAUAUGGCAAGUACGUGUUUUACACUUUUGCUGGAAAUUGAAGGACCUUCGAGCUAGUUAAGAAAACCAUCCUCGAUGCUGUUUGUUUAUCACUAGGAAAUUGAUCUUCCAAAUCAAAUUCUUCAGGUUAAGUACCUUUUGUUCGUUGGUGGCUGUCUUUGAAAUGUUACAGGAAGUUUAAGUACUGGACAGAGAAUAGUUAAUUUGCACAAAAUUGAAGACUACUUCAUUCUUAAAAUCCUGCAUGAAGCCUCAUGACUUGUUAUCUCAACACAAAUACUUGGUAUGUUUAUGAUAUUGGAAACUGAUUUCACUAUGAAAAUCACGCUACGGAGUAUUCAAUGAUUCAAAGAUGGUGAAACUAAACGGUAUUGCAUCUCUUGUUGCUGAUGGUGCCUGUUGUCAUAUUUUAUUAAUCAUCUGGAAUUAGCUUCUGGAUACCUGGCUCAAUGCGCAGAAUUCGGUAAUUCAGUGGGGGAAUUAAUCUGGUCUGGCCGCUUCUUAUUGCCUUGUUAAUGUUAUCUUGAUUUAAAUAUGCAUUGUAUCAUAUAGAUUGUUUAUUUGUAUGCCCUCAGCUUAAGUUUUAUUUUUACCUUUGUGGUUGGAAGAUAAUAUCGGUGGAUGUGCUUAUUACUGGAGCAGGGUUUAAUUUGUGUUUAAUAUGAUUAAACUUUCUCAAUCUUUGCAAUAGUGUGACUCGUUGAGUUAUACUGAUGCCCACUGGUGUUGGUCAGUGCGCGCCACAGCUGUACAUAAUCUAGGAUUUGGAUUUGAUGCAGCCAGCAAGUAAUGUACUGUCUCGCUUUUAGAUUUGAUGUGUUUCAAAAGUGCACAUCUUGUUAACUGCAUUCAGUCCAAAGACCAUAAACCCUAGCUAUUUAGAGAUGUUCCACCUGUACUUGAAUUAGAUUACAACCUUUAUUUAGUUUUGGUUCAAUAAAUAUUAUGUAUUCAAGGGCAUUUGUGGUUUAAA
Cajanus cajan (pigeon pea) is the source of this 3483-nucleotide messenger RNA. The record is from RefSeq and is a predicted model, not a curated record. Lineage: Eukaryota; Viridiplantae; Streptophyta; Magnoliopsida; Fabales; Fabaceae.